This is a messenger RNA of Marasmius oreades (fairy-ring Marasmius), 1321 nucleotides long. RefSeq lists its product as uncharacterized. The transcript has 3 exons. The coding region runs from base 1 to 1257 and encodes 418 amino acids. Gene Ontology annotation, molecular function: ATP-dependent DNA damage sensor activity; four-way junction DNA binding; ATP binding. Gene Ontology annotation, cellular component: replication fork; Rad51C-XRCC3 complex. Gene Ontology annotation, biological process: telomere maintenance via recombination; double-strand break repair via synthesis-dependent strand annealing; resolution of mitotic recombination intermediates. NCBI's taxonomy places the organism in Eukaryota, Fungi, Basidiomycota, Agaricomycetes, Agaricales, Marasmiaceae. The record is from RefSeq and is a predicted model, not a curated record.
AUGAUUUCGAACUCUACGUUGACCUCAUCACACAAGCAAAUCCUGCGAAAAGGUAAUGUCAGUACCAUCACCGAUCUCGUCUUCACCCCAGCCACAGAACUAGCUCGUCGAUGCAAGGUUUCGCCUUUGGAGAUUAAAGGUAUCGUCGAUGCGUUCUGUCAGGCUGAGCCCAUCAAGCCACAAUCUCUGGAAGAAGCCUCGAACACGACUGGUAUCUGCACGACUGGCGACGAUGUACUAGACUCUGCACUUGGUGGCGGCGUGAGGACCGGGAUGGUCUGGGAAGUUGUUGGGGAAAGCUCUGCAGGCAAGACGCAGUUUGCGCUGCAGCUGUCUCUGUGUGUCCAGCUUCCUCAGGAGCUGGGAGGGCUCGCAGGAUCCUCGUGUUACAUGAUGACCUCUGCACAGCUGCCUACAGAACGGCUGGUUCAAAUGUCUGAAAGUCACCCAAAACUUGCUACUUGCGGUCUCCGCGAUGUCCACACUAUGUCUGUCCCUACCAUCCCCGUCCUUCUGAGCGCCUUGCAACGAGCACUACCCCUCUUCAUCGAGGAAUCAAACGUCCCGGUCAAACUUCUUGUCAUUGAUGCUCUAGGAGAGCUCUUUCACACCUCCAGCAAGACAUCAACCCACACACUCGUCGAACGAUCCAAAAAUAUCACUGAGAUAUCGCAGCUCCUCCAUAAGCUCGCGUAUUCCCACGACAUGAUCAUCCUGGUGUUGAACGAAGUCGUCGAUGCUUUUGAACGCGGACCUGGCUUCAAAGGAAUCGAGAAUCUUGGUCUACCUUACGCCGAACAAUCGAGGUGGUUCAGUCAGCCCGAAGGGACUGUAGGUGAAGCAAGGAAGGAGGCAAGUCUGGGUCUUGUGUGGGCGAAUCAAGUUAACGUUCGCAUAAUGCUCUCGAGGACGGGGAGGAGGCGAUAUGAACAGAACCAGAAGCGCCAGAAGCUUGAUCGACCCGACUCCACCCUGAUACGCAGGCUGAGUGUCAUAUUCAGCUCAGUGGCUUCACCGACAUCAGUCGACUAUAUCGUCGAUACGCCUGGGGUGUCGUGCCUCGUGCCUCUAUCUUCAAUGCAGGGGAAGUCUCUGAACCGUGGCCCCACCAUGGCCGAGCCUGGCCCCAACCAACUCGUUCCGCUGGACAUCGGCACGUUACAGGAUGAUAUACCUGACGAGGAAGAUUGGGAUCAGUAUUGGAAUACGGAUGAAAUUACGACCGAGAUGUAUCUCAGCAUCGAUCUAGAGUCAUGAUUGGAUUAUUACAUCGUUAAUCUAUUUCUAUUCGUACAACCUUAUAAGGAGAGCAAUGGCUAGA